AUGAACAAUACAAAGUCAAUUAAAUUUGACAACCAAGAUCAAAAUUUGCAACAGAGUGAAUCACGAGAGCAAAUCGAUAUAGUUUCUGACUCUUCAGAUCUACAUCCACAGGAUCCUCAAGACAUACCCUUGACAGAUCUAGAUCCUUCCAGAAUGUCCGAAUCGGAAUUGUUUACUGAAGACUUUGACAACGAAUCUGGGGAUGAAUAUGUAAGGCUCUAUCAUCAAGACAGAAAGACAAGAUGGCUUUAUAAGGUGAGGCAGUUUUUCCAUAGGUUGUGGGAAGGUCCAGUGGAACCUAGAGAUGAUUAUGCACCCCGAAUAUCAAAGUUGGAGUUUUUUGAAGAACUACCUGUGAAGUUUAACCAGAAUAUAUCAUUGACUUACAGAAGAAUCUUGCUUACUGUCUACAUCCUAUUCUGGUUUGGGCUAUGCUACUCAAUUUUAACACCAUACUUGACAGUACCUCCUUACUCAUCAGAUGAUUCCACUCCGCAUAUUCAUAGUCUUACUUGUCUGUCACUGCGUGAAUUUUGGAAUGGAAAAAACGCAGCAUGUGGUUUGCAUGGUGAAUUGUGUCCUCAAAUUGCCAAGCACAGUGGUGAUACUGAUGUAGUAAUUAGAUGUCCGGCAUUAUGCGAUCGUGGAAGUUGGACAUAUUCAUUGAUGCCAAUAGGGGAUCAGAGGAUCAAGCAUAGAGGCUACUUUGUUGGUGGUGGUGAUAAAGUUGCCAACUCGAUCGAUGAUAGCCAGCUUACGAACCCGUAUCGAGCAGAUUCGUAUCCUUGCGGGGCCGCAGUACAUGCUGGGCUAGUAUCGCCAUUUUGGGGUGGUUGUGCUCGUUUAUCGUACAAGAGCAAGAGUCAACCAUACUUUGAGUCAGCUAAGGGCCACUAUGGCGUUGAUGAUUCGAUCGAGUUCAAGUCCUUCUUCAAGUCUUCGUUUUAUUUCAAGAUGUUAAAAAUAGACAAAGAAACAUUUUACCAGUGCCAUGAUCCGCGUAUUGUGAUACUUAUCACCAAUGUUAUUCUUGGUCUUCCUAUUGUUUAUCUUGCGAGUGGUGCAGCUGUAUAUUGGAUAAUAAGUAUUGUGGGCUUUUGGACCAUCUGCUUGGCCACUGAUCCACCCAUAACGGUAGAUGCAUCAGAUCCACAAGAUUUUGCUAGUUUGAUUUCCAUUGGAUUGGAACGAUUUCUACCUACAUGUUCCAUCUUAUAUAUCUUAUGGCAUUCUUCAACCAAGAGAACUCUAUCAGAGCCAACUUCUCCGGAUGAAAAGAUGUCGUAUCUUAGUCGAGUUAUUCUAUGGUAUCCGUUGUUUUGGUUGGGGGUGUUGAACAACGUUAGUUUUGAUAGAUUACCAGUAGACCGACUUACAGUCAGUGACUUGAAGGAGCAAUCGGGUGCACUCCUAGCAGUUUCGUCGAUAAUCGUCACCAUAUCAACCUGUGCUGUCAUCCAAGCUUACAAAAUUUGGUUGUCAGGUCGGUUCAGAAAAUACUUGAUGGUCUAUUCCAUCUUUGUAUUUGGGUUAAUACUCUUGGCACAAUUACCCGGUUUGAGUUUAAGGGUCCACCACUAUAUCUUGGCGAUGCUAUUGAUCCCGGGUUGCUCAACACGGGGCAGAACAGCUCUCUUGUUUCAAGGAAUUUUGUUAGGUUUGUUUCUUUCCGGUGCAUCAAGAUGGGGGUUGGCAGCAAUUGCAGAAACCAUUACAUCGCUUAAAAGGGAUGAUCCUUUGGGGAAAAUUGUGCCUCCUAUUUUCACUGCUUAUGACCCUGCUUCCGGAACUUUACAAUGGCAACUUAUACCUGAUGAUGUGGCAAAUGUUGUAGCUUAUAAUAAGUACUCGUCGAUUUCUUUGUUGGUUAACGACAUUGAAUAUUUCGUUUUGGAUAACACUUCUUCACUAGAUUUGAAGAGUUUGUUGGAGAAUACAACUAGUUCGAUGUACAACCUAGUGAAAGAAGCACUAAGCAGUGGCAUUAAAGACGCCAAUGGUGACAUACCGUUGUAUAUCAGAAUUGGAAGAAAAAUUCCUAAUACGAUGGUGUACAGUGAUUUCUCAAAUGCUGCUGUUUUGAAUUGGCCGAGUGGGAAACUAACCUUGCCUACACCAGGCUUGACUUGA
Messenger RNA from Lodderomyces margitis, 2130 nucleotides. RefSeq lists its product as uncharacterized. The transcript has a single exon. Lineage: Eukaryota; Fungi; Ascomycota; Pichiomycetes; Serinales; Debaryomycetaceae. Bases 1 to 2130 code for a protein of 709 amino acids. The record is from RefSeq and is a predicted model, not a curated record.